UUUUUCUGUUGCAAACAAAAUCGCCUCUCUUUCUUUCGUUCUCCUCUCUCUCUCUCCCUGCUGCCUCCGAGACGAACACCGAAGAAGGCGACGGAGCAAAACACAAUAAAAUAAAAAAAAGAUCUAAAUAAAAAGACGACGCAGGGAUACCCUAGGCCGCGGCGGCGGCCGUGAUCUCCGGCGCCGCAGCGACGUCUUCCGCGUUUUACCUGGGAAUCUGGUGGGGGCGAUCGCUAUCCGCGCUGAUGUGAGAUGAUGGGCUGCGGGAGGCGGAGAGAGGCGGCGGCGGGCCACGAGGAGGGGGAGCUCGACCUCGAGGAGGGCGAGGCCUUGGGCGGCGCCGCCCGGGGCACGGCCCACGACGAGCUCCUUGAUCCCGACUCGCUCACCUACAUCGAUGAAAAACUUCACAAUUUGUUGGGUCAUUUCCAGAAGGACUUUGAAGGCGGGGUACUUGCCGAGAACUUGGGGUCACAAUAUGGAGGUUAUGGUUCAUUCUUGCCUACAUACCAGCGUUCCCCUUCUGGUGUAUCUCAAUCUAGAAGCCCUGCAGUUCCACCAAACCGUGGCAGUGCCUCUAGAUCACCUUAUAUUCCAGUGGAGAGUGCAGAGAAGAGUCAUUUUUUCAAGACUGCAUUAGAUAGCAGGAGAAAAGAUGAUUGCUGUCAAGGAACAUCAAGUGGGACCAAUGGUACUGGUCAUCAACAGAAGUUGAACACAACAACCAAAGGUCCUGAGCAAAAGGCACCAAAAAUAUGUAUCAAGGUGAACACAAAUAGAAGUUUGGCAAGAAAUACUGCUGCUAUCUACAGUGGCCUGGGUCUCGACAUUUCCCCUUCAUCAUCUAUGGAUGACAGCCUUGAUGGGAGCACUGGGGCUCCUGAGCCAGAAAAUUUACGUAAUGAAUCUCCGAAUACCAUUUUCCAGAUAAUGACCUGCCAUCCUAUUCCUGGAGGAGUCUUGCUCUCUCCCCUUGCGGAAAAUAUUCUAGAACUGAGAAAAAGGCCAAAAUCUGUAACGAAUAAACAUGAAGCACCUGCAUUAGUUGAUGACAAAGCAGAAUUCAACAGAGACUGGUGUCAUGUGACUUCUGUUGCACGAGGUAACAAGGAUCAGAUGGUGAAUACGUAUAAGUAUGAUGAAAAGAAAGAUCAUGUUCCGAAUGUGAAGAGUUCAAAGCGCAGACAUAACAAUUCAAUGAUUAUGAAUAAGAUGACUAUGCCUGAGUUACUGGAUAUUUUAGAUGAUACAGACUCAGUUCUCGUGCCUAGAAGCAUAAAGACAGAACAAGCUUCAGUUGAGGAAUCAACAAAGUUGGUGGCUGAUAUUUCUAAUAAUCACCUAAAGGAAAUAAAGAAUGAUCCUUUGAAGAGACGAAUUAGGAACAAGAGUUCUGUGGGAGAUAUUGAGUCAAUUGUCGAUGUCGGAGCUGUUAAUCUAGCAGAUGAUGGUAAUCAUCCAAAGGGUAAGGCAAAUUCAAAGGCAAGCACAGUGAGAAAUGCCUUUAAAGAUUUGAGCAAGGACAGUAAGACAGAGCCUACACUUCAUGAAGGAUUUAUUAGUAAAAUCAAAUACGAUUCUGAUGGAUACAGUGAUCGACCUUCUACCACUUCAAGUCAACCACAAAAUGUUUCUCGUAACAAUCCAUCAGUGGGCAGAGACAAAGGAAAAGUGGUACAUGUAAAAGAUGAACUUUCUCUGUACAGAAGAAAAGGAAUGGAGAGUUCAGUUAAUGCAGAAUCCAUGGAUACCAUCCCAGAAAGUGUAGGUGGAAAUCCUUCUGGGAUGCCGAAAAGGAAAAAAAAGAUUUCUUCUUUGCAAACUGCUCCAUCUGGGAAGAAGCUCAAGGUGAAGGCACAGAAACAAUUGAGCAAUGUCACUAUGAAAUCUUAUGGUGAAGAUAUGAGUGUGAAGCCAAAGGAGACUGUUUCGCCUGGAGAAACUGACAACGGCAGGUUGGGUGAUGGAAAUGAUGAUGACCACAAUAUCUCUCCCUUGAAUUUUGACAGAUCAACUCCUGUACCAUCAGCAUGCGUGAAUGAGGCUACAAAAUCAUCCAUGUCAGUGCCUGCUGCGGAACCUGUUGUAAUAAAUGAACGGUGGGCGUGCUGUGAUAAGUGUGAUAAGUGGCGCCUUUUACCCUAUGGAAUGAAUCCAGACAUACUUCCCAAAAAGUGGCGGUGUAGCAUGCAGAGUUGGCUGCCUGCAAUGAGUAGCUGCAAAAUAAGCGAGGAUGAGACCACAAAAGCCCUUCGUGCGCUUUAUAUGGUCCCUGCACCUGAAAAUGACAUUAGUUUAGAUGGUCGCCAUGAUAUUUCUACAUCAGGCAUAUGCACAGCUAUGGCUCCACUAUCUUCUGAGGGCGAUACAAAGUUCAUCACUACAUCAGGGACACCAAAAGUUGGAUCUAAUGUGAAUGUGCCAAGUAAAUUAAACAUGGCUGAGAUGUCAAAGCCUUCAAAGAAGCUACAUUCUCUUAUAAGUAGAAAUCCUGAUGUUGACUGCUUCCCUAAACAGAAGGAAAAACGGAAGCAUGUAGGAUCGUCCGAUAAAGGAGAAACUGUUGCAGAAGAUCUCACACGUCCAGAAUCAAAGAGCGGUAUAGGUGUUAAUCAUGGUAACCUUAGGGCAUCAAAGAAAAUAAAGAAGGAAUUUAAUGAGGCAGCCAAGAACUGUCCCUCUGAGUUUGAAAUAAGCAAAAGUAGCCCUUCGAUCAAGGAGACUCCAAUUUUUUUGCAUCAGGAUAGUGGUAUUUCACCUAGCCUGGGAAAAUAUGGCUCAUCUUCAUCAGUUAAGUGCAAUGACGAUAAAGUUAUCUCAGAUGAGGGCAUUAGAACUUCAGAUGCAGGACAAUCUGAUCUUCCGGACUCAUCCAGUAAGGUUAGGAAAUCAAAACAAAGGCAGUUAAGCAAGCCUGGUACUGAAACUGGGUCUAGCGAUGCCAGUGUGAAGCAUGUUGUGAAGGAAGCUAUAAGUGAAAGUAAUGGUGCCAAGGAAAAGCCCAUGCCAGAGCUGAAGUCUUUGAAGACGGAUGAUAGUAAAGUUGCCCAUGCCAGAGGCCCCAUUGUUGGGAGAGAUAGUGAUCGAAUGUAUGCUGAGAAAGAGUGUUUAAGUGAGCAACACCAAGAGAAUAUCCAUCUUCAGCAUUCAUUGCUCUCUGAAAGUGCCACGAGGAAGAGUAUGUGUUAUGCACAAGCGUCUACAGCUGCGACUUCCAGUUCAUCUAAGGUGUCUAGUUCCCACAAGAGUAAAGUUGAUUUUCAAGAAACAAGGGCAUCUCCUGUAGAGUCAGUUUCUUCUUCACCCUUGAGAGCUUCUGGUAAGAACAUUGUGGACCAAAAUAAGAGAUAUCCUCGUGCAGUUGCAGAAAAUGUGCCUUCUCAGGAGCCAGGAAGAAGUGUUUCUUCAUUUUCCACGGGAACACAAGAUCUUGGAUCUGGUUCUGAUCAUGCGAAGCUGCAUGGUUCUGGUUGCUUUAAUGGAGACCGGCAUCGUCAUGUUUUGAAGGGUGGGGAGCUGCAGAAGGUUAAACAAGACCUGUUAACGAAUGAAUGCUCAGAAAAUGAAGAUUCCGGACUUGGUGGAAGGAAUGGUCAACUGAAUUCUGUAAUAGCACGGAAGGUUAAUUCACAUGUCCUUUCAAUGCAUGGCAAUUGUGAUGAGAAACAGCCACCGGCCCGUGAACAUGGAAGAACACUGCCUCAUUUGAAUUCAAACCAAUGUGACCAUGCAAAGUUGACUUCCGGUAAACUUCCAGCACAGGUUAAGCCUGAUAAAGGGCAUGCAGAACAAAAGGACCUGAAAACAAAUCCAUCUGCUGUCAACGGAAGCAAGCAGCAGACAACAUUAAAUAAUACAGCAAAUGGCGAUGUCUCUUCCAAGGCAAAACAAUCAAAAAACACUGUUAUCGAAAAUACAAAGCAAGUAGCACUUAAUCGUGAUGCUUCAAAUCCAAUAAAUACAUCUGUCCUACUAAAGGAGGCUCGGGAUUUGAAGCACUGGUCUAAACGUUUAAAGGAAAAAGGGGAUGACCUUGAGAGCGCAAGCAUCUGCUUCGAGGCUUGUCUGAAAUUUCUCCAUGUUGCAUCUCUUUUGGAGGGUCCAAGUAUUGAUAGGUCCAAAGAAGGGGAUUCUAUACAAGCCAUGAGACUAUAUUCUGAAACAGGGAACCUUUGUGGAUUUUGUGCCCGUGAAUUUGAGCGGCUGAAGAAAAUGGCAAAUGCUGCUUUGGCCUAUAAAUGUGUAGAAGUGGCAUAUAUGAAGGCAGCCUUCUAUAAACAUCCUGGUGCAAUUAAAGAUAAACAUGCACUGCAAGCAACAUCUUUGAUGGUUCCUCCAGCCGAGUCACCAUCAUCUUCUGCUUCAGACGUUGACAAUUUAAAUUACCAGAGUACAGCUGCUAAGGCUGUUUCUGCAAGAGCUUUGUACUCUCCUCAGAUUGCUGGCAAUCCCAUACCUCGGAACAAUCACCACUUGAUGGGGUUGCUUGCUUAUGCAGAUGACAUAAAUUAUGCAUUUGAUGGAACCAGAAAAUCCCAAAGUUCAUUUGCUGCUUAUGUUGCUGAUAUUGGAAAGGUUCAGGUUGAUGGCAUUGCUCUUGUAAGGGAAGUCCUUGAAUUCAGCUUUCACAAUGUCAAGAGGCUGCUGCAACUGAUUCGUCAGUCAUUGGAAUCUAUCAACCAUGAAUGUGUUAAAUAACAGAACAAACAUUCCUCCUGUGAAUAGAGAUUUAUGAGGGCAAGUUUCUUUGGCAUUUCUGUUACAAUGAUAUCUCCAAUAUGUGUGUAGGCGUGAACCAGACUUAAUCAUUACCAUGGUUGUCUCCUGGAAAUAUUCUUUGUGAAUGAUCAUUUUGACCUAUGCCAAAUGGGUUUUUAAACGAAGAGUUAGCCUGCAGAUGUAUAUUGCUACAUUCAAUAUUCUCAGUUCUCCGUAUCAAAGAUGUUGAAGUGAACUGUUGUACCGGGCAAAGGUUACAAUUGGAUGGUGUAAAUUUUAUUGUUAUUCUUACUUAGCGCCUACAGAAGCUUAGGUGAGGACUCAGGAGAAGAUUCAAAUUUCUCCGACCUUCUAUUACUGUUUCUUUAUGAAGUUUUGGAGAUGUACCGGGACAUGAAACCUCUAAUGAGCAAACUUAUAGAGGCUGGAUGAGGACGUCAGCAACCACCUGACUCUAAAUUAGUGUACAUAUGCGCCACCUUAAGCUAGUUGCUGCCCAUUUUUUCCUAUACCUGUGUACAUUGAUAUAGAAUAUCACCAAAAAGGGGAAAACAAAGGAAUAAUUUUUUGAUAUGAUUUAUGCGGAUGUCUGGGUUCUUUGACUGCCAAAAUUCAUUCUUUGGUGCUACGACUAUUCUGUUGUUUAGGUGCCAUGUAACCAUAUGUUUUUUUACUGCUGCAAGCACAUUUUUAGGCUAACCUGACAACGAAUGAUGAUGGCGGAGUGUGUGCCAAUCUGAGUGUUGUUUGGGGUCCUGCUUCAGCGAUGCCUAUAUAUGUAUGAUGUAUGACUUAUGUAAAUUUUCGUGCAUUUAUUAUUAUUAUCAAUAAAGAAAGGAAGAAAGGCUAUGCAUUUCA
Brachypodium distachyon (stiff brome) is the source of this 5577-nucleotide messenger RNA. RefSeq lists its product as uncharacterized. Gene Ontology annotation, molecular function: zinc ion binding. Lineage: Eukaryota; Viridiplantae; Streptophyta; Magnoliopsida; Poales; Poaceae. The transcript is spliced from 13 exons. The coding region runs from base 253 to 4698 and encodes 1481 amino acids. The record is from RefSeq and is a predicted model, not a curated record.